Molecule: messenger RNA, 1970 nt
Organism: Ziziphus jujuba (common jujube)
Lineage: Eukaryota; Viridiplantae; Streptophyta; Magnoliopsida; Rosales; Rhamnaceae
Product: gamma-glutamyl hydrolase 2
Exons: 10
Coding region: 427-1617 (396 amino acids)
Biological process (GO): tetrahydrofolylpolyglutamate metabolic process
Cellular component (GO): vacuole
Molecular function (GO): gamma-glutamyl-peptidase activity
Source: RefSeq, a predicted model, not a curated record
ACGUACUGGAUUGGUGGACCCUAUACAUGUUUUGCGUGUCUGAGAAGUGGGAGGGUGAAGAAGCUCUACAAACGUGAAAAUAGUACAGGCAAGGCGCAACAAGGAAGAAACCCCGCUGUGUGUCACUCUCUUUGUCGUCGCUAAAAGCCUUUUCUCACCAUUUUUCUUCCUACACCUUUCUUACGUAGCUUCUUGUACCUUCCAGACCUUCCUCUUUUUUCUUGUUUUUUCUCUCUCGUCAAAUUGCAGUGCCCCAGUUGUCGUCAUCCACUCCAAACACCGUCUAAACUAAACUGCCACCCAAACACCUUUUAACGACGACGGCGAACCUUUUUGAUUUCCAACUCAUCCCCACCUGGCUCUCGUCCAUGCCAAGCAGAAAAGCUCUGAACCCGUCUCUUUGCUUCUCGUUUCCGAUUCACCCAAAUGCCCUCCAACUUCCUCUCUGAUUCCGCCUCUACCCCAACCUCCAACCACCCCCCCUCCGACUCCUCCGUCACCGCCGCCUCUUCUUCUUCCGAUUCGAGCAGCGACGCCCUCUCACUCACCUCUUCUUCUUCCUCUGUUGCUUCUCGACUCUCGGAGAUGUGGAACUACCUCUGGAUUCCAUUUAUGAUUUCGUUGUCUAAGGAGCUCAGCCUCGCCAAGGCUCAAUCCGGGAUUUUCCUUCCCGGUGAGUUCGAAGCUGACUCGUCGUCGCCAAGGUGUACGGAACCGGAACCCAGGUUGAAUUACCGGCCCGUCAUCGGGAUUCUCAGCCACCCCGGCGAUGGUGCUUCUGGACGACUCAGUAACGCCACCAAUGCCUCCUACAUCGCUGCCUCCUACGUCAAAUUCGUCGAAUCUGCUGGUGCUCGUGUUAUUCCCCUCAUAUACAAUGAGCCUCCCGAUAUUCUAUUCCAGAAGCUUAAUCUGGUCAAUGGAGUGCUCUUCACUGGUGGGUGGUGUAAAUCUGGUCGCUAUCGUGAGGUUGUGGAGAAAAUAUUCAAGAAAAUUUUGGAGAAGAAUGAUGCAGGAGACCAUUUUCCAUUAUAUGCCAUCUGUUUAGGUUUUGAACUAAUAUCAGUGAUUCUCACGAAGGAUAGGAGCAUUCUUGAACCCUUUAAUGCAGCAGAUAUGGCAUCAAGUCUACAAUUUACGAAGGAUCUUAAUAUUGAAGGAACUGUGUUUCAGAGAUUUCCUCCGGAUUUGCUGAAAAAGUUGAGUACAGAUUGUCUUGCCAUGCAAAAUCAUCGUUAUGGUAUCUCACCAGAAAGAUUUCAGGAGAACCAGUAUCUAUCUAGCUUUUUUAAGAUCUUAACAACUUGUAAGGAUGAAGAUGAUAAGGUCUAUGUCUCCACAUUACAAGGACGCAAUUAUCCUGUGACUGCUUUUCAAUGGCAUCCAGAGAAAAAUGCUUUUGAAUGGGGCUAUCCAACGAUUCCACACUCAGAGGAUGCCAUUCAAGUGACUCAGCAUGUUGCAAACUAUUUGGUCAGUGAGGCCCGGAAGUCAUUAAACAGGCCACCUACUCAGAAAGUACUUGACAAUCUAAUCUACAACUACAAAACAACUUAUUGUGGACGAGCAGGGAGGGGAUAUGAUGAAGUUUACAUCUUUACACGAUCACCGAUGUGAAUUCUACGACACUGUUUCCCUACAUGUACAUGUAAAUUGUCAAAUGAAUUGGUGUAAGUGGAAAAACUGUGAGAUUGUUAGAAAUACAUCCAUUAUAUUUUUCUGUGAUUAUGUGGACAUUAUUUCCCAGUAACCAACAUUGUUUGUUAUUUUGGUGGUUUCAAAUGUUGGCGCUGAGUCUUUGUACUAGACCUUGGCAACUUUAUUUUUUAUUUUUUUUCUCUGUGCUUGACCAUGUAUUUAUGUAUAUACAAAAUAUAUUAAUGCUAAAGAACCCGGUAAUGGUUUUGGUGCUGGUCGCAAAUUUUUGCCCGGCCUGCAUUCAAAACAAAGGGUUUGGACACCUUUCCUAA